GCACUGAGUCGACUGCCUCUAACUGUGGAAGACAGCUCAACUGACGAGAAACUUUUUGAAGUCCGGAUGCUGGAGACUGCGCCGGAGAUUCCGUGGGAUGCCCAGAAGAUUGCCCGAUGCACCCGGAACGACCCAACCUUGUCCAGAGUUCGACAUUGGACGGGGGUUGGAUGGCCUCAAGGCAGGCUGCCGGACGAGUUCAAGCCAUUUGUUCGACGGCAGCACGAGUUGUCGGAGUAUCGGGGAUGCCUGCUGUGGGGAUGUAGAGUCAUCAUUCCAGAACAAGCGAGAGACCAGGUUUUGGAGCUGCUGCAGACCACGCAUCCCGGGAUCGUCCGCAUGAAGGCGCUUGCCAGAAGCACAGUUUGGUGGCCGGGUAUCGACCAAGAUAUCGAAAGGAAGGUCCGAACCUGCCUGCCCUGCCAGGAGACAAGGCCGCAACCUGCACGUGCAAGACUGCAUCCGUGGGAAUUCGCCAGAAACCCAUGGUCCCGAAUCCACAUCGAUUUUGCAGGACCCUUCCAAGGAAAGGUUUUUCUUCUGGUGGUGGAUGCGUAUUCGAAAUGGCUGGAAGUCAUCCAGAUAGCAUCCAUGUCGUCAGCAGCAGUGUGUCAUAGGCUGCGAGUGCUGUUCGCAACACACGGUGUUCCCGACACUAUAGUCUCGGACAAUGGGACAGCGUUCGUCUCACAAGAAUUUGAAGAAUUUUUGCAGAGAAACCAGAUCCGGCACGUUAAGGUGGCGCCAUAUCAUCCAUCGUCAAAUGGCCAAGUGGAGCGCAUGGUCCAAGAUACUAAACAAGUCCGCAGGCGCAUGGAAGGAGGCGACAUGGCCACCAAGUUGGCCCGAUUUCUUUUGAGUCAGCAUAUUCUCCCGCACUCAACGACCGGAAAGAGUCCGGCGGAAUUGUUGAUGGGUCGGAGACUCCGUACUGCACUGGACCGGCUUCACCCAGACCUAAAGUAG
Ixodes scapularis (black-legged tick) is the source of this 966-nucleotide messenger RNA. RefSeq lists its product as uncharacterized. Gene Ontology annotation, biological process: DNA integration. Gene Ontology annotation, molecular function: nucleic acid binding. NCBI's taxonomy places the organism in Eukaryota, Metazoa, Arthropoda, Arachnida, Ixodida, Ixodidae. The transcript has a single exon. The record is from RefSeq and is a predicted model, not a curated record. Bases 67 to 966 code for a protein of 299 amino acids.